Messenger RNA from Mycetomoellerius zeteki, 348 nucleotides. RefSeq lists its product as uncharacterized. NCBI's taxonomy places the organism in Eukaryota, Metazoa, Arthropoda, Insecta, Hymenoptera, Formicidae. The record is from RefSeq and is a predicted model, not a curated record. Bases 1 to 348 code for a protein of 115 amino acids. The transcript has a single exon.
AUGACUCAGGUGAUCACCGGUCACGGUUGCUUUGAGUCAUACCUGUGCGAGAUAAAUAGAAGAAAUUCGCCUCUGUGCAGAUACUGCAGAGCAACAUCUGACACAAAUAUGUAUACGCUUUUGUUCUACCCCUUCUGGGCAGAAGAGCCAAGGGAAAUGCUGGAAAGGACGAAUACAGAUAGAUCCUAUAACGCAAUCAUAGGCACAGCGAUGAGCUCCGCGGAGAAUUGGGAAAUCUUUUCCCGGUUCUGUGAAGAUGUCAUAAGGAGAAAGGAGGAGGAUGAGCGCUCCUGGGAAAGGGGAACGGACCCACUGGGAUACGCCCCUCUCCCUCAUAGAUCUCGAUAA